AUGGGCAGAGUUCAACUUGCUGUGAAUAGAAGAACUGAAGAAGCAGUUGCAGUAAAGAUUGUAGACAUGAAACGUGCCGUAGACUGCCCAGAAAAUAUUAAGAAAGAGAUCUGUAUCAAUAAAAUGUUAAAUCAUGAGAAUGUAGUGAAAUUCUAUGGUCACAGAAGAGAAGGCAAUAUCCAGUAUCUAUUUCUGGAGUAUUGUAGUGGGGGAGAACUUUUUGAUCGAAUAGAGCCAGACAUAGGCAUGCCUGAACAAGAUGCUCAGAGGUUCUUCCAUCAACUUAUGGCAGGCGUGAUUUAUCUGCAUGGUAUUGGAAUAACUCACAGGGAUAUUAAGCCAGAAAAUCUCCUGUUGGAUGAAAGGGCCGUGGUGCACAGUGGAGUGAUGGCAGUGCCCUUUGUGGAAGACUGGGACUUGGUGCAAACCCUGGGAGAAGGUGCCUAUGGAGAAGGGGCAAAGAGGCCCCGAGUCACUUCAGGUGGUGUAGCAGAGUCUCCUAGUGGAUUCUCUAAGCACAUUCAAUCCAGUCUGGACUUCUCUCUAGUAAACAGUGCUUCUAGUGAAGAAAAUGUGAAGUACUCCAGUUCACAGCCAGAACCACGGACAGGUCUGUCUGUAUGGGACACCAGCCCUCAAUACAUUGAUAAACUGGUACAAGGGAUCAGCUUUUCCCAACCCACAUGUCCAGAUCAUAUGCUUCUGAAUAGUCAGUUACUUGGCACCCCAGGAUCCUCACAGAACCCCUGGCAGCGCUUGGUCAAAAGAAUGACACGAUUUUUUACCAAAUUGGAUGCAGACAAAUCUUAUCAAUGCCUGAAAGAGACUUGUGAGAAAUUGGGCUAUCAGUGGAGGAAGAGUUGUAUGAAUCAGGUUACUGUAUCAACAACUGAUAGAAGAAACAAUAAACUGAUUUUCAAAGUGAAUUUGGUAGAAAUGGAUGAGAAGAUAUUGGUUGACUUCCGGCUUUCUAAGGGUGAUGGAUUGGAAUUCAAGAGACACUUCCUGAAGAUUAAAGGGAAGCUGAGUGAUGUUGUGAGCAGCCAGAAGGUUUGGCUUCCUGCCACAUGAUAAAUCCACUGGUUCUGGGAUUCCUGGUGAAUAUAGUGCUGCUAUGUUGACAUUAUUCUUCCUAGAGAAGAUUAUCCUAUUCUGCAAACUGCAAACUAUAGUCUCUGAAGAGUUGUCUUCCCACUAGCCAACAUUUUCCAAUUUUUUUUUGUAUUUUCUGCAUAUAAAUAAUACCUAUAUUUUAAUUAUAAAUAAAACUUUGGGGAAGGAUGGAUAGAAUUCAUUAGCUAUUUUUUCAUCUGUGUUUACUGUCUAAAUCUGAGACCCACCAGGUGGAAACCACGCUUUGGGGAUAUAUGAGUUUACCAGCUUUUAUACCAACAUAACUAUGCAAGAUGACACUCUUGUCCCAUUUUUAUCAAAACAUUUGGUUUUAUCCAAAAAGUACAUAUUGCUUUCACACUGAUUUAAUUAAGUGGACGAAUUAGUAAAAACAAUCCUGGUGACUUUUGGGCAGUAGAUUUAUCAGUCUGUGAAGUGAUGCCAACUUCAAAAAUUAUAUCCCGAAGAUUUUUUGUAUUCGUGUUUUGAAAAGAGCCUGACCAGAUAUAUAAACCCAUUUUUGAACUAUUGGGUUGUCAGAAAAGUCAUGACGCAUUUUUGCAAUGAAAAAAAACAGAAAAAAUACUUGAUGACUUUUCCGACAACCAAUAUAAUUAUAAUUAAAAUUGCAAGUAGGGAUGUUUUUCUGGUGUAGUUAAUAAAAUGUAAAUAUAAAACACUGGCUGGUUGGUCUUUCAAGUAGAAGUUGAGCAUAAACUCCAGUGCUUAACUACCUUUAAAAUUACUAAAUUACUGUUGCACAUUUUUUUUUU
Molecule: messenger RNA, 1886 nt
Organism: Hipposideros armiger (great roundleaf bat)
Lineage: Eukaryota; Metazoa; Chordata; Mammalia; Chiroptera; Hipposideridae
Gene: CHEK1
Product: checkpoint kinase 1
Exons: 10
Coding region: 1-1071 (356 amino acids)
Biological process (GO): intracellular signal transduction; protein phosphorylation
Cellular component (GO): cytoplasm
Molecular function (GO): protein serine/threonine kinase activity; ATP binding
Source: RefSeq, a predicted model, not a curated record